Molecule: messenger RNA, 2734 nt
Organism: Diaporthe batatas
Lineage: Eukaryota; Fungi; Ascomycota; Sordariomycetes; Diaporthales; Diaporthaceae
Exons: 3
Coding region: 1432-2511 (359 amino acids)
Molecular function (GO): zinc ion binding; carbonate dehydratase activity
Source: RefSeq, a predicted model, not a curated record
CGAGGGGCUACCAGACUUUGGCGACUGCACUCCCUUUGCGAGCGGGCGGCUCGACAAAACACCAAGCCGGCGAAACACGCGAUAUCCCUAUCCCACAGGGAGCUAAUAUCUACGGAGCACCGUAUGUCGACUCGACCCGCAGACACCACGCAUGGCAAGAGGUCAUCUGAAGUCUGAAACUGUUUGCUUUAGGCGUGGGUUCUAUAUCCAUCCUGAACCUAAAGCAGUGGAUCGCCCAGGCCUUGAUCUCCGCGAGCUCACCUGCACAGUCGUGCGUGCAUCACCCGGGAGCCACUAUUCCAAUCUGGCGGGUUCAUCUGAGCCAGCGGGUGCCCUGCCAGCAUGCCUGCCAGCCCAGCCCAGCCCUGCCCUGCCCUGCCCUGCCCUGGACAGACAGCGCCUCUCUCUUUGCUUGGUGUGCGCUGGCGAGGUGGGCGACGUGGGCGACGUGGGCGGAGCAGGGGGAGGAGGAGCCCAGAUCUCUCAUCCCAAUGCCUCCGAGGACCCACGCCAAUUCUCCAUUCCCCAUACUAUAGUCUGUCUACCUGCCCCAAACCCCGGUACCGAGUCCCUCGUCCUCACCUCGUGCUGCCAGCCCGCCUGGCCCACCUUGCAUGCCCGCCGCCCGCGCUGACUAGGGAAUAUUACACAGCGAGCUGUUGGUGGCGCUGGGACUUGGCGGCAUGGUGAUUGUUCCCAUAUCGGUCAGGCUCGUCGACCAUCAUCCCCAGCCCCAGCCCCUUGCUACCUGGCAUAUGCCGUGCCAGCAGCGUCGAGCGCGGCCGACAAUCAGCACGACGUCAGCGCCAGCACUUGGCGGCAGCUUGUCAUGUACACUAGGAGAACUAGGAGACCCAGGAGAUCCAGGAGAUCCGUAAACAAAAAUGUUUAUCUGCUGGAUGCGAAAUGUGGUCCGAUUCCAAGCCGGAUACGGUGUCGAGUGACGGUCUCUCAUGUGGGCGCCGGGGGCUGCCAAGCACUCAGCCUGUGUCGUCUCCCUCAGGGCCGACUCCCUCCAGGCCUCUCCCCCAGUCUGUUGCAAUUGAGCCCUCGGAACCGCCACUCCACAGACACUCCCCAGUACCGAGUCGAGGACCACUUCUCCCAUGCCUCCCAUGCCUCCCAUGCCCUCCCACUCCCUCCCACACACCCACCCCCCUCCCAUCUCUCGGCCUCUAUAAAGAAUAAUAAGAUUCCCGAUCCUCAAUGCCAAUAUGGGCCCAUCUCCUUCCUUCAUCUCAAGCAUCCAACCUGCCGGGAACCGACAGCCAGCCAAUCACUCUCACUUACACCGAGUCUCUCUCUUUUAAGCCAUUCAUGCUUACAUCGUGAAAACAACAAAAAAGGAUUCCUUGUUGUUGCUACGCCCACUCCCUGUCGCCAAAAUAUACUGUGUGCCGUCUCGACUUAUAACCACUUAUUACCUACCCAAUGGCUAUGCUACGCACUGCGCUUGUUGCGGCCUUUGCCGCAACUGAGGUUGCUGCAUCUUGCGCCUAUGGCACUCACCUGAUGCCUCGUGCCGAGGAUGGAAAAGUCCCUAUCAAUACUUUUGGGUACAGCGGUACUAUUGGUCCGGCAAGCUGGCACUUGUUGAACACUACUACCAACGGCGCCUGCGCAACUGGGACAAACCAGUCCCCCAUCGACAUGAGGGCGGGUACCUUUACCGAGGUGGCUGGCUCUGACCUCGCCGUCACCAUCCCGGACUUCCCUGCCGGUGCUACCUUCGAGAACCUGGGCACCACCGUCGAGGUUGUUGGCGAGGGCGGCAGCAUGACCCUGGCCAGCAGGAACCAGACCUUCGAGUUCCAGCAGUUCCACUUCCACCUGCCGAGUGAGCAUCUCGACAAUGGUACCAGCAUGGCCAUGGAGAUGCACAUGGUCUUCCAAAGCGCCGACGCCCAGAUCGCCGUCAUGGGUGUCUACCUCGACAUCAACAAUGCUGCCGCUGCCGCCGUUGCCGCCCCCGCACCAGGUGCGAAGAAGACAAAGCGUCAAGCCGGUAAGAAUACCAAGCACACCCAAGCCCGCAGUGAGAAGAGGAGUGGCAAGAAGUGUACUGGUGGGCGCGCGUCAUCAUCAUCACCAUCCCAGACCGUUGAAGUGAUCGAUGUGGAUGCUGAACCUCAAGCCAAUCCAGCCCAAGUCGCAUCCGAGAUGAUAGAGACCGUCCUCGGGGCCGUCGGUGAGAUCUCAAACCCCGGAACCGCCACCAAGACGCCGGCUUUCGCCAUGUCCGGCCUCGUUGCCAUGCUCUCCGGUACCACCUUCCAGAGCUACUCCGGGUCCCUGACCACUCCCCCAUGCUCCGAGGGCGUCAACUGGUUCGUCGCUACUGAGCCGCUGUCCGUCACCCUCGACACCUACAAGGCUGCCCGCAGCGUCAUUGGCCACAAUGCCCGCUUUGCUCAGAACGCUCCCGGUGAGGAGAACGUCCUGUCCCUGUCCGCCGCCGGCAUGAGCUCCCUGGGCGGUGCUGGUGCUGCAGCCCCUGCUGCGAAACACUGAUGUGGUGACGCAUUGGCGUUGGACAACAAUGAGGCGGGGUUGGUCGGAAUAGACGAUGACACGAUUGUGAGCCUUUGCAUAUUAUUGAGGAUAGAUACAGCGAGAUGGGGCCGAUCAUCGGGGACGAUUGCAUCGCUGUUCCAUGUAAUUGACGUUGACGUUAAGACUACUUGAUGUAGAUUUCGAUUCGGUUGGCUGGAUGAAUAUACAAUAUUACCAACUA